AUGGUAUAUGCAUACUUAUUAAUGGGUGCUUUCCUGGUAGGCACCGCCGUGUGGGGAGUUAAAUACUUUUCUGAAACCGGCGGUUCUGCUGGAGAAAACGAAGCUUCCGAAGGAGUUAAACCAGAUGAUGACUCGAAACCAUCAGCAACAGGUGAUAAUAUGGCACCAUCGCAACCAGGCGAUAACAUGGAACCAUCACCACCAGGUGAUAGUACGAAACCAUCACAUCCAGGCGAAAACAUGAAACCACCAACCCCAGGUGAUAACAUGAAACCAUCACAACCAGGCAAUGAUAUGAAACCAUCGUCUCCCCUUGAAACAAAUAAGAAACCGCCUAUCACAAAACCAACUACUACUAAGAAAAAAAGUAAACAUUUAACAGGCUACUUUAGUAAUGGAUGGUGGUCAUCACAUUUGUAUUCUGGAUGGGCACCGAACUCAUAUCCCGGAGCCUCUUGGGGUACUGGUAUUAAACCUCCAAAACAAACUGGUGGCAAUCUAUUUGAAAUAGACGAGGAAUUGCCGUCGUCUGAUGAUAAGGAAUCAUCCUUUAGUUUUUUAAGUAAUUUGACACAAAUAUAUUUUCCCAAAGAAACAGAACAUGUAGGGGGCUCCAAGGCUGGGGACUCUAACUUAUAUGAUGGAACAACAACUACAACUACAGAACCGGUGUACGAAGAAAAUGUUUCAGAAUAUGAGGCUGUCGUUGUCACUGUCCACAAAGAUCACCUUAAGCCUCCACCAGGUGGCUGGGGAGUGGAUUAUAAUCCAUAUUUUUAUUUUAAUGGCUAA
Messenger RNA from Arctia plantaginis, 792 nucleotides. The record is from the annotation of a GenBank genome assembly. NCBI's taxonomy places the organism in Eukaryota, Metazoa, Arthropoda, Insecta, Lepidoptera, Erebidae.